AAUUUGAAAUAAACAAAAAAUGAAAGGACCUAAAAAUAAAUAGGAUGACAAUGUAAUAGUAGACCACGUGUCAGCUCAGUGAGUUGAAAGAAUCCCCAUUUCCCCAGACCUCUGUGAGCUCCACCGUGAGUUGUUCUUCUUCUCAAGCGGGCCAAGCUCGGUAGAUCAAUCGGACUUCGAAUUUCCGGUGAAUUCCGUACCACGCCGGUUCCUCUCCGUCGAUUUUGUUAGCCAUGGAGUUUGAUAUUGGUCUUUUCAUAUUCAUGGAAGGCAAGGAUUAAGCGGUGAGUUCAAAGGAUGAAGGCUGGAACAGGCUGAAAUACAAAUGUGUCCAAUUGUACGUGGCCAAUUAUCAAAAUGUUAGUUCUUCAGUUGCUCAAAGCCAAGUGUCUCGUGUGCCAAAGAAUAUACAAAUUUAUUUUGAAUCUCAUGCAUCACCGGGUCUUAUAUAUCUGCAUAAUGACAAUAAACCUCUCAACAGACACGCAUGGGAUGGAGGAAGUUUGUCUUAAUAGUGAGCCUAUCUUUGAUGAAUGUGACGAAUAUGAGGUGGAUGGUGAUGAUUCCUUUGUGGACAAUGACGAAUCCGGGGAAGCACAGUCAAGGAAGAAUCCUCCACUUCCAACUGUGGGUUUGGAAUUUAAUUCUUUCGAUGAGGCUUAUGACUUUUACAAUGUUUAUGCUAAGGAUGUGGGCUUUGGCAUCAGAGUCAGUAAUUCAUGGUUUCGUUCUAAGAAAAAAGAACGAUAUAGAGCUAAACUUAGCUGCAGCAGUGCAGGAUUCAAGAAAAAGAGUGAAGCUAACAAUCCAAGGCCAGAAACUAGGACUGGUUGUCCUGCAAUGAUAAUUAUUAGGCUUAUAGAUAUCAAAAGGUGGAGAAUAGUUGAAGUUGAGCUUGAACACAACCAUCCAGUGAGUCCACAAAUCACUCGAUUUUACAAGUCACAUAAAAAGAUGAUUCUUGCGGCUAAGAAAACACAGCCACAGCUGCAUCCUGUAACUGAAGUUCAUACCAUCAAGCUCUAUAGAAGAACUAUUCUUAACAAUUGUAAUAGAAGCACAAAUGUUGACCAAAGUGAGGGUAUCAGUUCCGUUGAUCACUUGAAAUACCUUGAACUUAAAGAUGGGGAUGGUCAUGCAUUGUAUAAUUAUUUUUGCCGCAUGAAAUUGACAAAUCCCAAUUUUUUUUACAUGAUGGAUCUGGACAACGAUGGGCAUUUGAGGAAUGUGUUUUGGGCAGAUUCUCGGUCCAAGUCUGCAUAUUGUUACUUUUGUGAUACAAUCACUAUAGACACAACUUGCUUAACAAACAGAUAUGAAAUUCCUUUGAUUUCAUUUGUUGGUGUGAACAACCAUGGACAAUCAGUGUUGCUAGGAUGUGGCUUUGUUGGAUUUGAAUCAGUGGAGUAUUUUGUUUGGAUUUUGAAGGCAUGGCUUAAAUGCAUGCUGGGACGCACACCACAGGUCAUUAUUACUCACCAAAAUAAAAUAUUGCUUGCUGCAGUCUCUGAAGUUUUCCCUAAAGCUCGUCACUGUUACUCUAUGUGGUAUAUCAUGCAAAGAAUACCAGAAAAGUUGGGCGGACUUGAAGGAUAUGAAACGAUGAGAAGCCAAUUGAACGAAAUCAUUUUUAGCUCAUUGAAGAUAGCUGAAUUUGAAACUUCAUGGACUAAUAUGAUCAAGCACAAUGGGCUUGGAGAUAACAAAUGGCUCCAAUCACUGUACGAAGAUCGGACAUUAUGGGCUCCUGUAUACUUGAAAGACAUAUUUUUUGCAGGAUUGGUCCCUACCCGUGCAAAUGAAAGCUUCAAAACAUUUUUCGAUGGAUAUGUGCAUAAACACACAUCUUUUAAGGAAUUUGUUGAUAAAUAUGAUCUUGCUCUCCAUAGGAAAUACCAUAAAGAAGCAGUGGCAGAUCUGGAGUCAAGAAAUUUAAGCGUUGAGUUGAAAACGAGAUGUAAUUUUGAGUUGCAGCUCUCCAAGGUGUACACAAAAGAAAUAUUCAGCAAGUUCCAAUCUGAGGUAGAAGGAAUGUACUCUUGCUUCAACACAAGGCAGGUCAAUGUAAAUGGGCCUAUAGUAACUUACAUUGUCAAAGAAAGAAUUGAAGUUGAGGGAAACGAGAAAGAGGUAAGAUGUUUUGAGGUAUUGUACGAGACAACCGAAGUAGACAUUCGGUGCAUUUGCAGUUUGUUCAACUACAAAGGUUACCUUUGCAGGCAUGCAUUAAAUGUUUUUAAUUAUAACGGUGUGGAAGAAAUCCCAGCUCGCUACAUUCUGCCACGCUGGUGUAAAGAUUAUAAAUGCAGGUAUCCUCUAGAUCAGAGGUUAAGUAAUACAAAUGUGUAUAGUUCGACAUACCAAUAUAGUCAUAUUCUUAAUUUUGCACUUCCAGUUGUAGAAGAAGGUGCACAAUCUCAAGAACGUUAUAAGCUUGCAUUGCAAGAAUUGGAGGAGUUAUUACAUAAAUUAAAUCUUGUAGAGGAUGAUCUAAAUAACGAUGGAUAAUUUGUUCUGAUGAAGUAAUUGUGAAAUAGAAUACAAAGAUCUGUAGCGAAGACAAUGCUUGUCUGUAGAUGCCAAGUUUAUGCUCUCUCUUCCUCUUUCCUUCCCUCCCUCAAUCAUCAUUUCCUAGAUCCAUAUGUAUCUGUUGAGUCCCUCUAUAAAACUGAUACAUAAUGCAGGUAAACAAUUUGAAGAUCAACCAUGUAGUAUGUACGUAAUGAUUCAACAGCUCCCUUCCCAAACUGGUCAAAGGGAGGUACCUAACCAUUCAUCAUUAGUAUGGAAGAAGCUUGUCCCAUUUUAUAUGUUUCAAAAAGUGAGAUAUCUGAAUUAUUGUUGGAAUGAGUUGAAGUGAAACAGGUAUGCACGUUCGGACGACAAACUAUUGGGAGGGAAUGAAAAGCAGGUUUGCAGUCUGCAUCAUGAGAAAUGAGCUAAGCCAAUCAGAACUCUGCCUCCAUGUUAUCAAGUAAGUAUGGCAUAAGAAACACUGAAUAAUCAUUUCUUAACAUGCAAUUACGACCUUACUCGAACAAUAUCUGUUCAAUAGGUUGUAAAAUUAUGUCGUUAAGUUGUAAUAUGCAAUGGCACUGUAGCAUUUUGGUAUAUCGACCGUCCCAUUCUUACUUUUUCUCAGUAUAGGCGACAAUGAUAGAGGAAGCUUUAUGUGCACAAUUUUCCGUGGAAGUUUAAGCAAGAGCUAUAUUAUCAUA
Messenger RNA from Cucumis sativus (cucumber), 3218 nucleotides. RefSeq names its product protein FAR1-RELATED SEQUENCE 6. Gene Ontology annotation, molecular function: zinc ion binding. The record is from RefSeq and is a predicted model, not a curated record. NCBI's taxonomy places the organism in Eukaryota, Viridiplantae, Streptophyta, Magnoliopsida, Cucurbitales, Cucurbitaceae. The transcript has 4 exons. Bases 358 to 2508 code for a protein of 716 amino acids. Gene Ontology annotation, biological process: regulation of DNA-templated transcription.